Cinara cedri is the source of this 333-nucleotide messenger RNA. NCBI's taxonomy places the organism in Eukaryota, Metazoa, Arthropoda, Insecta, Hemiptera, Aphididae. The record is from the annotation of a GenBank genome assembly.
AUGCCAACAAAACGCAAAGGGGCUGAUUUGAACCGUAAUACAAGUAAAUCUCGAAGCUUGCGAAAUAGAAGAUCCGAAAGAACCGAAGAACAAAUCCAGCAACAAAAUACUGAUGCACGUGUCAGAAUAGCGCAAUUGCGUCAAGAAGAGUCAGAAGACACACGAGCUGAACGCAAUGAAGUAAUGAGAUUAGAACAACGACAAUCACGCCGUUUCACAGUCAAUAGACGCAGAACAAAUGACCAACAACGACAACAAAUACAUCGGGAAUUUACAUCUGAUUCAUUCCUGCGUCUAGCAUUCCAGUAUGAGCCCGAUAUUGAAUANUCCUGA